ACUCACCUACAACCCGACAGGACACAAACAGACGUGUAUUUGAGUUUUGGACCUACAUGUACAAUCUUAUGGAGUAAUUCUACCUCUGUACAGGUGCAGUGUGUUGCCAUGGCUGCAGUGGUGAAGGCGACCACCAGGGAAAUGACCCAGUCGCUCAUUAACCCAGAUGAUGCUUCAUCUCCAUCCUCUGCGCUCCCAGAAGACUCCCCAAAGCCAUCGCUGGGCCCAAAACCACACCUCAUGCCCAAACCAUUCACCCUGCAAAGAAACCCCACCGUCCGCUCAAUCCGAGCCCCGAAAACCAAUUUCACCAAACGCCUCCAGCGAGCCACGUCUUCGGAAACGCUUCUGGAUUACACCGAGCCUAAAGAAAUCACACCAGACUCAAACGGCACAGUAAACGGGUCAGCUUCUACACCACAAAAAACUGACUUAAAAGAUAAACUAGAAAGCUCUGAGAGCAAAAAAGCAGAUAAAGAUGUGCAGGAAGUUCAACUUAGAAGCAGAGCAAAAUCAUUGAGCUCUCAAGAUGUGACGUUAAACAAACAGAAAACGCACGAUGGCGAGUCUGAAACGGAUGUUAAAGGGUCUCAAAGAUGCUGGCCGGCCCGAAAUCGUCUCUCUGUCCAUCUGACGUCCAAAUUCGAGUCACCUGAGACUGCUAUAAAAAAAGAUGCCGAAAUCAACAAGGCACCACUUUCUCCACCUGCAGGGUUAGAGUCCAAACCUGCAGUGGAUAAAAACGAAUUGUUAGAUGAGGAGAUGAGCGGAGGCAGCAUUAAACGAAGGAUCAGCCUCCUGUUUGACCGCUCGGCAGCGUCUCAGCGCCGGGACGCCGUCAACAGAAGAGACGUCACUCCUGCUGAAAUAUCUGUUGACGUUAAACAAAGAAUCCAGAAUCUGAGCUUGGACUCACCAAGGACGCGCUUGCCAUCCUCUGGAGCUCCUAAAAGUCCAACAUCUGAGAAGAACCAAAGCUCCUCAGAUGAGCCGCUGAAUGAGAGAUCAUCAGAAAAAACAGAAACAGAGCCAGAUAUAAAACCAUCAAGAACCACAGAAAAUAACUCUGCUGCCAUUGUGGAGAAUAGAGAAGAAAAUGAUGAUGAGGAGGAGGAUGAUGAUGGAGAAGAAGAUAAGGAGAACUCUGUCAUUAUGCCUGUUUACAGAAGAGUUGGGUUAAGCUUAGAUGCAGAGAAGAAGCGAAAGGAAGAAGAAGAAAAACUAAGAAAAGAUGAGCAGUUAGAGAAGGAAAGAAAGCAACGGGAAAAGGAGGAAGAGAGAAAGCAAGAAGAGAAAAGACAAAGGCAGAUAGAAGAAACAAGAAAGCAAGAGGAAGAACUAAAGAGGAAAUUGGAAGAAGAAAGAAGACAGGCUGAAAAAGAAAUAGAGAGACAGAAAGAGGAGGAAAGAGUGAGAAUGGAGAAACAACAGAAGGAAAGAGAACUGGAAGAAAAGAGACGAAGAAUUCAGGAGAUGGAGAGACAGAGAGAAGAAGAAAGACAGAGACAGGAACGAGAAAAAGAAGAGAGGUUGAAGAAAGAGAGAGAAAUGGAGGAGAGGAAACAAAUUGAGGAGGAACGGCUGCGACAAGAGGAGCGAUUGAGACAGGAACGAGAAAAAGAGAGGGUAAAGAAGGAAAAGGAGAUGGAAGAAGAGAGACAACGGGUUCAAGAGCUGGAGAGACAGAAAGAGGAGGAGAGACGGAGGAAAGAAGAAGAAAUGGAGAGAAUAAGGAAAGAAAAAGAAAUUGAAGAAGAAAGACGAAGAAUUCAAGAGUUGGAGAGACAGAUGGAAGAAGAAAGAUUGAGAAAAGAACAAGAAAUGGAGAGAAUAAGGAAAGAAAAGGAAAUGGAGAAAGAAAGACAAAGGAUUCAAGAGCUGGAGAGACAGAAAGAGGAAGAAAGACUGAGAAAGGAGCAAGAAAUGGAGAGAAUAAAGAAAGAAAAGGAAAUUGAAGAGGAAAGACGAAGAAUUGAGGAAUUAGAAAGACAGAAAGAAGAAGAAAGGUUGAGAAAAGAGAGAGAAAUGGAGAGAAUAAAGAAAGAAAAAGAAAUGGAGGCAGAAAGACGAAGGAUUCAAGAGUUGGAGCGACGAAAAGAGGCAGAAAGACUGAGAAAGGAGCAAGAAAUGGAGAGAAUAAAGAAAGAAAAGGAAAUUGAUGAAGAAAGACGAAGAAUUCAGGAAUUAGAAAGACAGAAAGAAAUAGAAAGACUGAGAAAAGAGAGAGAAAUGGAAGAAGAAAGACAAAGAAUUCAAGAGUUGGAGAGACAGAAAGAAGAGGAGAGAAUGAGAAAAGAACAAGAAAUGGAAAGAAUAAGGAAAGAAAAAGAAAUGGAAGAAGAAAGACGAAGAAUUCAAGAGUUGGAGAGACAGAAAGAGGAAGAAAGACUGAGAAAAGAAAGAGAAAUGGAAGAAGAAAGACGAAGAAUUCAAGAGUUGGAGAGACAGAAAGAGGAAGAGAGAAUGAGAAAAGAACAAGAAAUGGAGAGAAUCAAGAAAGAAAAGGAAGAAGAAAUGGAGAGAUUGAGAAAAGAAAGAGAUUUGGAAGAAGAGAGGAGGCGAAUUCAAGAGUUGGAAAGACAGAAAGAGGAGGAAAGACUGAGAAAAGAAAGAGAAAUAGAGAGAAUAAUGAAAGAGAAAGAAGUGGAAGAAGAAAGGAGGAGGAUACAGGAAUUAGAAAGACAGAAAGAAAAAAGACUGAGAAAAGAAAGAGAAAUGGAAGAAGAACGACUAAGAAAAGAGAGAGAAAUGGAAGAAGAAAGACGAAGGAUUCAGGAAUUAGAAAGACAGAAGGAAGAAGAACGACUGAGGAAAGAAAGAGAAAUGGAGAGAAUAAAGAAAGAGAUGGAAGAAGAAAGGAGGAGGAUUCAGGAAAAAGAAAGACUAAGGAAAGAAAGAGAAAUGGAAGAAGAACGACUGAGAAAAGAGAGAGAAAUGGAAGAAGAAAGACGAAGGAUUCAGGAAUUAGAAAGGCAGAAGGAAGAAGAACGACUGAGGAAAGAAAGAGAAAUGGAGAGAAUAAGGAAAGAGAUGGAAGAAGAAAGGAGGAUGAUUCAGGAAAAAGAAAGACUAAGGAAAGAAAGAGAAAUGGAAGAAGAAAGACGAAGGAUUCAGGAAUUAGAAAGGCAGAAGGAAGAAGAACGACUGAGGAAAGAAAGAGAAAUGGAGAUAAUAAAGAAAGAAAAAGAAAUUGAAGAAGAAAGACAAAGAAUCAGGGUGAUUGAAAGACAGAAAGAAAAAGAAAGACUGAGGCAAGAAGGAGAAAAAUUGAUGGCGAUGGAAACGUGUAAAUCAGCAGAGCGGUCGCCAGAGGAAGUUCCUACGAGUUUUGAUUUAAUAUCGUUUGACGCUGAGGAACCAUCACCACCUGUCUCCUCCAUCUCCAUGGAUACCGAAGUAAUUUACGAUGAUUUUUCAGUGAAACCACAAAGAUGGGGAACCAGAGUGAGAGAUUCUCCAACAACGUCUCCAACCAGAGAAACCGCUGACCUCAAUCUACAGCCACAAUUAAAAUACAGUACUCCGGGAUCCCAAGAACCAGCCGGAGAUCGGGUACAUGUGGAAAACCUAAUUGGAUUUGAGCCUGAAGGAUCCAGUCCACAGAACUCGCCCUAUAUACAUAAAGAAAACAGACAUCAAUCUUUAUCUGAGGAGGAAACUGAGUGUACACCAGAGGAUCUGCUGGAGCCAGAAACUGAAUUAAAUGAGGGUCAGCUAGACUGUGAACUAGAAGAAGAUGGAGAUGCAGAUCAGGACUCAGAGAAUCUAAUUGAGGAAACAGAGGAACAAAGUGAAAACAGUGACACUGUUGACAGUCAGGGCACAGCGAGACUCAAUCAAGCCCUUCAGAGACUGAAUCAAGCCAGACGGCGAAAAACAUCCAGUGACUCAGAAACAGCAAAUACCCCAAUUCAAGAGGAGUCCGAACCACUGCCUCUUCUUGAGUCCUCAGCUCCUCCACUGGACUCCACCGUUUUACGUUCAAAGGUUGAUCUGGGAAAGAAACGAAGUAUAAAGCGCUCCAGACCGUCCCGUGCCGUCCGACAGAGAGCCGCUCUGCCUGCUCUGACCGAGGGAACAAACCCCGACUGGAGAUUCUGCGACUCCACAGAUGCCAAAGAUCAGAUUUCCAAUGGAGGGGACUCAGAAUCAGAAGAGGAACCAUCUCAGGAAGUCACAUCUACUCCGGCCCCCAGUCAGCCCAAAAGAGUGUCUGUGUUUCCCGGGAUAAACCCUUCAGCCCUGAUGGCUCAGUUGAAGCGCAGGAGUGCAGCUGUAGAUUCAGAUGCUCAAUCAGAAGCUCAAACCCCUCCGUCUGUUCCCUCUCGCUCUCCCCGAACACCCAGCAGGACCCUCGGCCCCCGAGUGCUGCCCCCUGCCGACGCAAAGGAUGCUGGGUCCGGAUCUUCUCCCUCCUGGCUGCUUGAACUCAAAUCCAAGAAGCGAAUAAGUCAACCUGAAAGUGAAGCGUGAAGCUCAUGAAGAUCAGGUCAGAUGAUGCAGUUUGCCAUUUUUUUUUCUGCCAAGGAAGAGUGUGUGACGCCACAAAGAUGCCAAAGGAACUGACUUACACAAAUGAGACGUAAUGAGCUUUCGUUCUCAUGUUGACUGAGUAUCAGACUAUUUGUUUGUUUGUUUCCUGGAGUAAAAGGUUUUCCAAAAACGAUGACACCUUUUAAUUAUUAGUAUUUUUCCAUCAAAGUCUGUCAUAUUUAUUUGGCAGCAUCAAAAUUGGCACAAGUGCUGUUUACUGCCAGUCAACGGGAUGUGUACGUUAUUUUAAUUCUGUUUACGUCUAUUAAUUUAUGCUGAUAAACCAUCUCUCGAAGUUUCUCCAGAUUCUCAAGCUUGCCUGAGAAUUAGAAAUCAGUAUAGCUUCAUGAUAAAAUGCACUUUAACUGAGUCAGAAUCACUGGAGACAUUAACAAUGCGUUUAAUUUUUAUAUUUUAUCAAAUUUUAAAUAUCGUGUUUCUGAAAGUCGCCUGAUUUUCAUUAUAAAACACUACCUGACAAAAGUCUUGUCGCCUAUCCAAGUUUUAGGAACAGCUAAUAAUAACUUGACUUCUAGUUGAUCAUUUGGUAUCAGAAGUGGCUUAUAUGAAAGACAAAGACCUCUAGAUUAUGCUUAAUUUACCAAAUUAAAAUAUGAUCAUGUCUUGAUUUAUAAUUACUUAAUUAGGACAGUAAGGUCAGACUUUGUUUAGACAAAAGUCACCACUUAACAGAAAUAAUGUCCAGUAUAGAAUAUAAAGUCAUGCUGCAGUGAAAAAAGAGUUAAUAUUGUGCAUGACUCCCAUGAGCUUGGAGGACUGCAUAAAUACAUCUCUGCAAUGACUCAAAUCACUGAUUAAUAAAGUCAUCUGGAAUGGCAAAGAAAGCGUUAAUGCAGGACUCCCAGAGUUCAUCAAGAUUCUUUGGAUUCAUCUUCAAUGCCUCCUCCUUCGUCUUACCCAGACAUGCUCAAUAAUGUUCAUGUCUGGUCACUGGGCUGGACGAGACUUUUGUCAGGUAGUGUAUAAAACGUCCUUUUUUCUUUUGAUUGUUUUAUUCGGUUUUAUUCAGCAUAUGCCAUUCAUUUAAAACCAACUUAUAAAUAUAACUGAGCGGUAAUUAGAUUUUAUUCUGGCCACUCUAUUGUUUUAUAUUUUGUCUUUAAUUAGAGCUUGUAAGCGAAGCUGAUUGUUUUGUCAUUUUUAUUAUUUUCCCAUGUCUUCAGAGUCCUGCCAAGAACACUUUUACCGACAACAAUCAGAGCUAUAAUAAUGUAUAUCAAGUCAUGUUAAUGUUCAUUUGUCAAUGUUUAUUUUUAGACUUCAGCUGUGUAAAUGCUGCUUGAGGAAAAAAGUUUACCUGUCUAUUGCUGGGAAAUGGGAGAUUUGUUUUAUAAAAAUGAAUUGCAAUCAAGGGAAAUUUUCAUUAAAUAUUUUUGUAACUGGGAA
This is a messenger RNA of Danio aesculapii, 5940 nucleotides long. It is a transcript of the gene tnks1bp1, whose product is annotated as tankyrase 1 binding protein 1. Bases 109 to 4473 code for a protein of 1454 amino acids. The record is from RefSeq and is a predicted model, not a curated record. Lineage: Eukaryota; Metazoa; Chordata; Actinopteri; Cypriniformes; Danionidae. The transcript has 10 exons.